Nycticebus coucang (slow loris) is the source of this 722-nucleotide messenger RNA. Its product is annotated as E3 ubiquitin-protein ligase RNF113A-like. Gene Ontology annotation, biological process: snoRNA splicing. Gene Ontology annotation, cellular component: U2-type spliceosomal complex. The coding region runs from base 78 to 722 and encodes 214 amino acids. Lineage: Eukaryota; Metazoa; Chordata; Mammalia; Primates; Lorisidae. The transcript has a single exon. The record is from RefSeq and is a predicted model, not a curated record.
AGCACGCAACGCCGAGUGCAGAGAGAAGCUCCCGUGACCCAGCAUGUCAUAGUCGUUUUAAAGCUCAGAACUCUAAAAUGGCAGAGCAAGUUCCUCCAGGCAAGACUGCUAACCAGGUACGCACCUUCCUUUUCAAAAAACCUGGGCGGAAAGGGGCUGCAGGCCGCAGAAAGCGCCGGGCCUGCGAUCCGGAGCGGGAUGAGAGCAGCCCCAGUAGUGAGGAAGGCAGCACUGUGGUCCGCCCGGAGAAAAAGCGGGCGACCCACAAUCCAAUGAUACAGAAGACUCGUGGCAGCGGUAAACAAAAGGCGGUUUAUGGCGACUUGAGUAGCGAGGAGGAGGAGAUGGACAAUGCGCCCGAGAGUCUUGGGGUGGUUUAUAAGUCCACCCGCUCGGCGAAACCCGUGGGACCAGAGGAUAUGGGGGCGACAGCUGUCUACGAGUUGGACACAGACAAGGAGCGUGACGCACAAGCUAUCUUUGAGCGCAGCCAGAAAAUCCAGGAGGAGCUGAGGGGCAAAGAGGAUGACAAGAUCUAUCGGGGAAUUAAUAAUUAUCAGAAAUACAUGAAGCCCAAGGAUACGUCAAUGGGCAAUGCCGCCUCCGGGAUGGUGAGGAAGGGCCCCAUUCGAGUAGUGGUUCAUUUUAGACCCCAUCUUACUGCAGCUAGUGAAGCUCAUUUUUUACUCUGUUUAAAUAAAGGUCUUCUGAGUAAAAUUUAG